Oncorhynchus mykiss (rainbow trout) is the source of this 2857-nucleotide messenger RNA. RefSeq names its product tumor necrosis factor receptor superfamily member 10B. Gene Ontology annotation, molecular function: protein binding. Gene Ontology annotation, cellular component: plasma membrane; cell surface. Gene Ontology annotation, biological process: positive regulation of apoptotic process; TRAIL-activated apoptotic signaling pathway. NCBI's taxonomy places the organism in Eukaryota, Metazoa, Chordata, Actinopteri, Salmoniformes, Salmonidae. The record is from RefSeq and is a predicted model, not a curated record.
UGACUAAAGGGGCGUGACGGAGACUGCGCAAUCGUCAUCUGGAAAGUUCUCUCAUGAGGAGAGUUGGCUAAAGUUUUGCUCCGCGAGAAAAAAGUAUAAUAUCGGAUGCUGGUUCUCUCAACUGGGAUGUGUACACCACGGUUGAGUAUAGUCGGAUAGGGGUUCUCUCAACGGGGAUGUCAACGCCACCUUUGAGUAUGAGCUAUAUACAUUUGAUGGUUGUCCUCAUCUGGGCCCUCAACCCCAUGGCGGCAGCUCAAUCUGGCCUUGAGUUGACACAGACAGGAGGCAGCGUCAGGAACAGGAAACAGCGGGACAUCUCAUGCAGGGAAAACCUGGAGUACCCACAUGACAACAUCUGCUGUUUGAAUUGCCCAGCUGGUAAAUAUGUCAAAGCGUACUGCACGGGUGCCUUGGAGAAAGGAACAUGUGAGGACUGUGACCUCGACACAUACACAGAGCAUGAUAACGGACUGCCACAGUGCUUAAAGUGCACUAAGUGUCGCUCAGAUCAGGUAACCACAAAGACAUGCACCAUCACUCAGAACACAGAGUGCCAGUGUAAACCAGGGUAUUUCUGUGCCCCUGACCAAGCCUGCGAGGUGUGCAAAAAGUGCUCAAGAUGUAAAGACAAUGAGGUGAGGGUGAAGAACUGCACCACUACGUCCAACACGGUCUGUGAGACCAGACUGCCCACAUCCAGCACCAUCUCAGGUAAAACUCCAGGCCCAGUAGUUGUGAUUGUGGUGGCAGUACUGGGUAUCACUGCUGCACUUGCCAGUGUCUAUUGGAUGAGGCGAAAGCUCUUUAAAAGGACAGACACCCAGAAUAAUCCCAGUGCGACGCUAAAAGUUGUGGUGGAUGAUCAAAAUAACAGGUCAAUUGAGGAGAGGCAGAACAACCAGAAUGCUGUGCUGGAUGACACACAGCUCUAUCCCUUGCUGGAGCAGACCCAGGCGGUGGGUGCCAAAGCCUCAGAGGAUGAGGACAAUGGACUGGGCGACAGUCUCCCCAACACCACCAACUCUUCCCAGUCCAGUCUGUCUGCACUACCCUCAGCCCCCCUCCCCAGAUCCUCCCCGCUUCCCAGCCCUUCGGCCAAGAGGCAGCCUGGCUCUUCGGCUGGGGAAAAUGUCCUCAUAAAACUGGUUCCUUUGAAUGGUGAUGAGUCCUUGAAGAAAAGUUUUGAACUUUUUGAAGAGCUGGAUGUUCACUACCAUAACAGAUUCUUCAGGCACAUCGGACUCUCUGACAAUGCUAUAAAAAGCUCUACGCACCUUCAUCCUGAAGAUCGAGUCUAUGAACUGUUGAAAGUAUGGUUGGAGAAGGUGGGCAUGGACGCUGACAUGAAUGACCUAAUCAAAGCGUUACUUUAUUUUGGCCAAAGGUUAUCAGCAGAAAAUAUUAUUUCAAAAGCCAUUGAAAAUGGUUAUUAUGAAUAUGCAGAAAAUGAAGAGUGAAUGUAUGCCUGUGACAGGCAUAUUGGCUUGCUGUUGAGUAAUUUCCUCUGUACAGUUUCACACAGUGAACUGUUAGGCUAUGCACUGGCUAGUGACUAGAGCUGGUGGUGGAUGUUUAGAGUUGAGUAUCACAACUUCAGUACCCCUAACGGCACACAUUUCUGUUUUAGCCCUGGACAAGCACACCUGAUUCAACUUGUCAAUUAAUCAUCAAGCUCUCAAUGAGUUGAAUCAGGUGAGUUUGUAAUGGACUACAGCAAAAAGUUGUGCUUUUGGAGUUACUGGAGGACUGUUGCUGGGAAACACUGCUGUAGGGGAACGGGAUAAUAUACACCGGAUGUUGUCUACGCUGACAUCAUCGUGCCAUUAUGGAAUGCACUGAUCAAGGCAUGGACAGGCCUGACUGUAUUUUAACCCUAUUACUUUUGACCAGGGCUCUGUUCAAAAGCAAUGCACUAUAUAGGAAAUAGGGUGGCAUUUGGAAAGUACUCCCAGUGGUGUCUCUUGAAGAGUUGGCAAUGAAUGUAAUACACCUAUUUACACAUGAUCAAAAAAUACAGGUAAUUAUGAGAUUUAAAAAUAUAUUUUGGUAUUGUAGAGCAAUUUAUUGGUUGUUGUGGUUGUUUAUUUGUAUUGAUGAUGAACCUUGAUACUUUUAUCUCAAUUUGACUUCAUCAGGAAAUGAAAUGCUGUCACUGUCCACGAUAUUGCUACAAAGUUCUGUCUUAACACUGAUGAUAAUGCCAAAGUUCCAGUUGCUCCUUAAGCAAAAAAUGUAUGUCGAGUUUUGUUUUUAUUUUAUUUUUUACAGAUUUUGAUUUAUUUGAAGGAUGUUUCAGUGUAACCAAGUGUUUAAAAUGGCAUUGACCAUUUGGUAUUUGUAAAUGGGCAAUGUUGAUCAGGUCUUGAGUUCAGAGCAGCUGGUUUCCACUAGGUGGCGCUAUCUAUGGAAAUAAUCUAGUCUUCUGCUGUCUAAUGAUGAGCUGCUAUUCCCAGCCUGUAGUACUGUACACUGUAUUUAGUGAUGUAGUAUUUAGCAUGGCCUUUUUAAUGUUGAUGGAAUGAGUGAGGUUAGUCUCUCAUGAUUGCAAAAGACAAUAUUCUCUCUACAUUGUUAGCUAUGUUCUUGUCUUCACAGAGUGCCCCUCAAGACCGUUUCACUAACAUUCAAGUAUUUUCUUCAUAUUUCCUCUGUUACCGUUUACAGAAUAUUUCCUUGAGUUGAAUCCAAAAUGCAGUUGCCUUGCCAGUGUCAAUUUUAAUGUAACAUUUCACACGUGAUGUAUGUCAAUAUUUAUUAUUGUAUGUCGCUGUUCUUUACAACUAAAUAUUAUUAUUUUUGAUAAAAUUGAUGGUAAUGCGUCAGUUUUGAAAUAAAUAUUCUAUUACAAUUUAAA